Limulus polyphemus (Atlantic horseshoe crab) is the source of this 7794-nucleotide messenger RNA. It is a transcript of the gene Mnn1, whose product is annotated as menin-like. Lineage: Eukaryota; Metazoa; Arthropoda; Merostomata; Xiphosura; Limulidae. The transcript has 7 exons. Gene Ontology annotation, cellular component: chromatin; nucleus; histone methyltransferase complex. The record is from RefSeq and is a predicted model, not a curated record. Gene Ontology annotation, molecular function: transcription cis-regulatory region binding; Y-form DNA binding; chromatin binding. The coding region runs from base 53 to 2341 and encodes 762 amino acids. Gene Ontology annotation, biological process: regulation of transcription by RNA polymerase II; negative regulation of cell cycle; negative regulation of cell population proliferation.
UCCACCAACCAAACAACGUCGAAUUUAUGCGCGUGAAUUUAAGGAAAAAGUAAUGACGCAACGUCGUGGUAGAAGUGCGCAUCACAGUAUCAAGAUGGCGGGAUUUCGUGAUGAUCAAAAGUGCACAUUUCCUCUUCAGAGUAUUCAAGAUGUCGUUAAGUUGUUUAGAAUUGAAUUGGAAAGAGGAGAUGAACCCAACCUCGCACUUCUAUCUAUCGUUGUUGGCAGUGUAGAAAAUUUGCUGACAUGCAACAGGUAUUUGUCACCACGUAAUGAAACUGAAAGUGAACAAAACGUGAAACCGAACUUUCCCAUCUUGGAGCUUAGUACUGUAGAAGCGUUAUAUUGCAAAUUCGAGAGUCAGAUUAAAGGAUGUGUCGAUGUAACCCAAUACCGUGGCAAUUCAUAUGCCUCCCGAGAGCUUGUAAAGAAGACAUCAGAUAUUAUUUGGAGCUCAUUAACCCGCAGUUAUUGUAAAGACAGAGCACAUUUACAAACACUUUACAGUUAUUUGACAGGUGAGAAAAAUUUCGCUUCUGAUUUACAGCAUGACUGUAGCUGGCUGUUGAAGCUGGAGAGAGUUGCUACUCAAAAAGCAGGUUCAAAGAAAGAUCUGUUAUCAGAGAGAGAGAGAGGAUCAUGGAGAUAUCCCAUUUUAAUGGCAACUCAAGGGAACAAACUGGACUGUUUUGGAGUUGCUUUUGCUGUUGUUGCUGCAUGUCAAAUCCUUGGAUAUAGUGAUGUUCAUCUUGCUUUAUCAGAGGAUCAUGCAUGGGUGAUUUUUGGAAAAGAUGGAGAGGAAACAGCUGAAGUUACAUGGCAUGGAAAAGGCAAUGAAGAUAAGCGUGGACAACCGGUUUGUGGUCCAACAGCACAAAAGUCUUGGCUGUAUUUAAAUGGCCACCCUGUGAAAUGUAAUCGGCACACAGAAGUAGCUGCUUUAGUUUCAGGAAUCAAUCCUUCAAUCAGUGCUACAGCUGACAGCAAAGAGUUGGCUACACUUCAACAGAAACUGUUGUGGUUACUGUAUGACCAGGGAGAUUUGAAGAAUUAUCCAAUGGCAAUUGGCAACUUAGGAGACCUGGAAGAGAUUAAUCCCACUCCUGGAAGAUCUUCUCCUAUUGACUUGUUUCACCAAGCAAUCUUUGCAGCACAAACUCACUAUGCUAACCACCAUGUCUACCCCUAUACUUACUUGGGAGGCUUUUUUUACAGAAAUGGCCAGUACAAGGAUGCUUUAGAAGCUUGGGCAAAUGCUGCAGAUGUCAUUCGAAAAUACAAUUAUGGAAGAGAAGAUGAAGAAAUUUACAAAGAAUUUUUGGAAAUUGCAAAUGAUCUUAUUCCACAUUUAGUAAAGGUAGUUAGUAAUCAAGCAAUUGAAGCUCCUGAGAAAGCAGAAAGUAACUGUCUGCAUGAUCCACAAUGCUUUGCUCAUCUGUUAAGAUUUUAUGAUGGUCUUUGUGCAUGGGAAGAAGAAUCAUCCACUCCUGUAUUACAUAUUGGUUGGGCUCGUCCUCUUGUUGCCACCAUUUCAAAGUUUCCUGCUAAAACAAGAUCCCAUGUGGAUAUCAAGAUUUCUGAGGAAAAAGAAGAAAAAGUGGAUGAUGAAAAGAAUGGUUCAGUUAAUCGAAGACAUAGUCAUGGUAGACGAGAUAGUCUUCAGAAGAAUGAUGUGAAAAAUGAAGAAGACAUUGUAAAAACAAAAGUUAAUGGAAGCACAAAUGUUUCUGAUAAAAAAGCUGGUAAAAUGAAAAAGAAACUACUAAAGAAAAUAAGUGCUGAUGCUGAAGCUGAAUCAGUACAUCAAGCUAAGACACAAGGUGAUGGCCAAGACACAGAAUUUUUACAUUCGUUAGUGACAAACUAUGAUCCAAGUGAAGCACCACACCCCAACAUUGCUGCUUUGGCUGCUGCUUGUAGUGAUAAUAUACUUAACCCUGACUAUCUUCUUGGGUCUGGGGAGCCCUUUUCUUCACGCUCUUCCAGCUCACCAUCCUCUUCAGGUGACUGCAGAGACCUCCUCAGUUCUCAAUCAAAUGGAGCACCAUUUCCAGGUCUUACUGUGGAAGCAAUGUUGAAAGCAGACAGUCCAGCACUAUUAACUCAUGGAGAUGGCAAUGAUGAACUUGGUUCUACAGCAGAACACACCUCUGUUACUCUUUCAAGCCAGAAGAUGACAGGUCUGAAAGAGCUAUUGCUGACUGAAAAGCUGAACACUUCUGCCAUUCAACUGCAGUUGACUGCGCAGUCGCAGGUACAAAUUGUAAAGCGUGGACGACACAGCAGUGAAUUUGAUUUUGUUACAACAGGACGCACAACAAAACGCAGUCGGCGUGAAUAGUCUGAACAGACCUAGUCAGUUGAAAUGCUGAAGGAGGAAGGUAUAGGCUUUUUUCCACAAGACCAUGGCAUGUAUCUGCUCUUUCUUUUUUUUUUUCUGACAAAGAAAAGUAUUGAUGCAUAAGGAUUUUGUGUAAAGUUGUGCUCUCUGUGAUGAAUUGUAUAUAAUGGUUAUAAUGUUACUUUGUUUCAUAAUGCUUUUGUGCUGUCACCUGUUUUAUUACUUUCAUGCAUAAGUGUAUAUAUAUGUGUAGUCUGUUUAUCAUUACAUGUUAUUAAGAAAUAAUUUAUACACGUACAGUCUAUCUAAGUUUGCUGUUAGAAUGUACAUACUUUGAUAUGUGUUGUCACUAUGAAGAGAGAACUGAAUUCAGGCAGACUCAUUUAUUUAUUGAGAGUUUUAAAAACUGUUAUUUCUUUUUGAUUCUGAGCCAUCUUGUAUUGUUAUAUUUUAAUGCACUUGUAUGACCGAAGUUUAGCCAAAAUUUUUUGAUGGUUUAAUAGAUGAAAUAUUACAUGUUUACAUAUGAAUUUUAUAUUAUCUUGUGAAACUAAAGAAAUAAAAAACUCAGUAUGUUUUAACUUGUUUAACAUUGAAAGUUUGGCAUUGAUUCCCCCACCCCCCCAAUUGGGUACACUUUGUGUAGUAGUUUCAUAUAUUGAAAUUUCUCUGUUUUGUAAAUAAAUGUAGAAAUGAGUUAUCUUCAAUAUAUAUUUUAAGGAUUGGUAUAUAUAUGUUACAGUUUGGGGAGAAACAUUGAAAAUGUGUGUAAAAAUUUAUGCAGCUCAUGAUUCAUGUUUAAUCAAACUGUAUGUUUUAAACUUAAUGCAUCUGAAAUGUGUUUGAAAGUCAACAUUUAAUGUGUCUUCUACAUUUGCAUUUGGGUAUAGGUAAACAUUUUAGUCAUUUCACAUGCACUGUGCAUCAUCAAAAUUCACUUGGGUGUGGGCUGUGUUGUGCUAAACAAGUCAAACGUUUUAAGAACUGUACAUAUAUUUUUCUGUGUCAUAAGACAUUGGGUAUGGGCAACAAAAUUUUAACUAUGUGCACUGUAUAACAUCUCAUGUUUUGUGUAAGAAAACUUGUGUAGGAAAAGGAUUUGGGGUGAUAAAAAAAGGCUUAUAAUUCUGAUUAGAGACUAUAUCUGCUAUUGCAUUUGUUUCACAAAAAAUGUUAAUCCCAUAAACAUGUCUUAAAAAUAAAAAAAGACUUCAGUUGUGUUACCAGAAAAUGAUUAUUUUUACUUUAUAUUUGAGCACCAAAAUUGGACCUUGUAGAUGAAUGUUAGCAUAAGACUUGGGAAAUUGUCUCAGAAUCAAUGCUCAUGACAGCAACUAUAUACAAGUACAUCCCGUAAAAUUUGGAUUUUAUAUCUACACUUAAAAUUACCAUUUUCUAAUAUACUUACUUGAAUUUAAUGAUUAAAUUUCUUGUGUGCAAAAAUAGUAUAGUUUUUUAAUAAUUCUAGUUUUAUAUGACUUACCUUGUAAACAACAUGGCAUACAGAAGACAUUGACCAAGAAACUGUUGAUAUAAAUGUGAUUUUAAUGUGUGUAGUUCACAUUGCAUGAUAGGGAUUGAUUCUUUUGUAAUAUAUAAAGACAGACAAUAUUUAUUUUAAACCAAAUAAUAAGUCAUCUUUGGGGAUUCCAUUGAAUGUACUUAGUCAGAUGUAUUCACAUUAAUGGCCAAAAAAUAUAUAUACGAUAAAACAAAUUUUGCGAGUCAUAAUAAAAUACAAUUGGAAGUUUUACACUUAUAAAUUUAAUGUAAAAGCAAAUAGAAAAUAAUCAUAGGCUUUAAAUGAAAUUACACAACAACCAGAAAUAGGAUAUACUUGGGCAGAUUUUGGAUGAUUUAAUAUUAUCAUCAGGGCAUAACUGUGAAAUUAAAACUAUAUGUUGUUUGUACAUAAUACAUUUCACACUUAUAAAUAGAUAGAAAACAAUUACCAAAACUUUUGCUUACAAGCUUCAUUUUACAUUAGUAAACCAUGAAACGAAAAAAAUUUUUUGCCAUUUAGUAGAAUUUAUAGUUUUUUUUUGUGUAAUUAGCCAAAGUACCUGCACCAAAUGUGGCAUUUAUUUUUUGCCAUUAUGGAGAUAAUGGGAUGGCUUGUAUUGCAUCAUUUGCUGGAAGGGGCAAUGGGGAAAAUUUAAAUGGCUGUAGAACUCAUUAAAAUGAGAAAAUUAUUAAAGUAAGAGUUUUAAAAAUCCAUCUGGGUCAUACCCAAGACCCUCUGAAAGUUGCACGGUGAUCAGAGGUUGGAAAUAUUUUGCUAUGAACCUUCACACAAAUACAAUUUUUUUUUAUAAAUAUAUGAAAUUAAGAUCUGCAGAAAAUAUAUAUUUAUCUUGAAAGAUAAAAAGAGGGUAAAUAACUUGUUAAUUUUUGUGUGUAAAAUUUUGAGGGUAAUGGAAAUCAUAUCAAAGGGUGUAAGAAAUUCGUGCAUGCCUUUCCGUCGAGGCAAAUUUAUAUGCCUAAGAAUACAAAACUUGAAUAUCUGCCUUCAUUUCAUAAAUUAAAAUAUCUGUGAAUCAAAGAGGUAGAAGCACUUUUAUUAAAGUCCUGGGUACAAUAUUGUAUUGUUUCCAUUGAAUAAUUCAUACAGAAAUCCUAAAUAAGUAUUAAAUAAUUUUUUUUCAAAAACAGCAUUUUAAGAGUAAAAAUUUUUGUUUUUUAAAAGAAAAAUAUUUUGAGCAUCAUAUUAUUGUAGAGAUAGUUGUUAAGUGAUUUAAAUGAACAAUAUUCAGCAUUAAAAGUAAUAAAACCUUAAUCUUUAAUAUUUUAUGUUGUGUUUAUGUACAGAUAUAAAUAUAUAAAAAUGGUUUUGUUUAAAAAGACAUCCUACGAAUGAUAAGAAAGUGGAUCUGUUGUUACAUUGAUAAACUUGUGCUUUUUGCAAGCAUUGUUUUACUAAGAUCAGAAUGCAAAAAAUUUUAAACAUCUAUAAAUUGUCCUGUUAGAAGAUCAACAUUUAAUAAGAAUUCCUUUUAUGGAGUUAUUUGUUACUAUUACAUAAGUAGAAUUACCUGCAGUUUGGCAUGAAAUUUUUUGUGUGUACAAGAAGUUUGUCUUCUUUUAAUAAGACCUUAUGUUCUCAUGUUAAAUAUGUUAAAACUGGAAUUCCAAACUUAAUUAGUUGUGUUUACUUUGAUUACCUGGGGUGUAGAUUAGUAUUCUCUAUACAAUGUUAGAAUCCAGUCAUAUUCCCCAAAAGCUUAACAAUAUUUGCUUUUGCACAUAUUUACAACUGCUUGCUAACAUAUAAUUAAAAUGUUAUUUUCUGAAUAAACAUUUCCUUCCAGACUUUAAGCAAAAAUUUAAGUAAUGUGAUUUGAAUAAUUGUAAUAGAAAUGAUUUAAAAUAAUUGAUGUUGGAAAAGUAUGUCUUUACAGGACCAAAAUUGAGGUAUGUAUACAACUAAGUUUGUAGAUGUAAAUUUGUCACACACAUAGUCAGAUCAAACUCUGAAAUAUUCUAAACAGGCUUUUAUUUAAAUCGUGGUUUACGGCAAGGCUGAGAAAGCUUGAGAACAUCGUAGAUUCUGACUGGAAAAGUUACAGUUAUUUACAGAAGAUUUGAUAACUAUUAAGUAAAAAAUUAUGUGAUGAUUUUAACUGCAAAAUUAAACAAGGUGUGAUAUUCAUAAUUUGUUUGGAUUGUUUGAGGAACAAGUAAUCUUUAAAAGGAAAAGUGUGCUUUGAAGAGAAGUUGGUUCAGAAUGUGAGAUAAUCUUAAAAGAAAUUGUUUAUGCUGUAUUUUUAUGACUUACUGUAUGAAUAAUUAGAAGUAUUUUUGUAACUAAAGACUAUAAAAUGAUUACAAGAUCAAAAUAAUAUAGUUUUAAAUAUUUUAGUGAAUAUGGCAAAGUGCUGAACAAAGCUGUGUGAAUGUUAAAGUAGUUUAUAUUUGGAAAGAUUUUUGUGAUAAAUUCAUAUAGAUUUAUAUAUUGAUUGGAGAAACCUCUCCUUGUAAACGUUCAAUUUAUUAUCUCCAUGUUACUAAUAUGGAAAAGAAAUUUGAAAGUGAGCUUUGGCUAAAGCAAUGUAACUUAGUGCAUUUAACAUCUAAAAAUUAUUUUUUGAAUGUGUAAAUAUGUUUAGUGUAAGCUUCAGAGGCUUAAUGUUUUGUCAGUUUAUUGGAAAUACUUUUUUUGUGCCAUCUUUCAGAGCAUCCUUUCCUGUCACUGAGUCCUGUAUCACAGUGUAAACGUGAAUUACAAACAUUAGUAACAUGUUAUUAAAGAUUACCAUCACUGGAUUCCUUACCAUGUAUAUGUAUACUGUUGACAUCACCAGUUCAGAUUAUUAGGAUCAGAGGGUUUCAGGUGUUUGUUGUUUAUAAUGAUUACAUAAGUUAGCUUUUAAGAGUAUCCUCUCUUAAUUAUGGGUGGUCACUGGGCUUGAAAUUGUAAGAUAAAUGAUAGUAGUAUCUGUUUUUGAAUGUCUUGAUAACAGGGUUCCAGAUUAUGUGUAUGUAUGCUGGUGGGAUCAAUAUUGUAAGCAGUUCAUCUCAGCAUGUCAUGAUUGUUGAUGUCACUGUAAAUAAAUUAGUAACAUCACUAGAUUGACAGUUCUUUAGAUUGUUAUGACAUCUGGAUUACAGAAAUAUGUACAUUGGUAUUGUCAGUGUCAUUAGUUCAUCAGCUUCAUAAAUAAAAGUAAGAUGAUUAUUUUGUUUUUUUAUGAAAGUUUGAAGUACACCAAAUUCAAUUUCUUAUUAUUGUCACGAGGUCCUAUAUACAUGAAUUAGUAUUGUUGGCACAAAAGAUUCAAAUUUAACAUUUCUUUAUUACUGGGUUCUAGCAUAAGUGAUAUUGAUGGACAUACAAAUAGGUGGUCCACAUAAUAUCUGUGUUUUUGUAUCAUUGUUAGUUCUACGGUGUUUUCCAUGUAGAUCAGUUAUGUGUUAUAUAGAGAAGAUAAGCAAAGAAACUUUGUAUUUUCUAUAAGAUACUUUUCUUUGCUUGAUGUUGUUUACCAUAUUGUAUUGUAGAUUUUUUGCACAAACUCAUAUUUUACCAUUUGUUUAGAUUACAGAUGUAACUGUUCACUACACGUAGUUUGUAAAUGUCUUUUUCCAUGGAAAUGUUUUGGAAGAAUUUGUUGAAUUCUGCUUCUUAGUUGAAUAGUGUACUUUCAAUUGAUGCCCAAUGAUAAGUGAACUUGUAGUUUUUUGCACUUUAAUGAUGUUUCAAUGUAUCUUUCCAAAAUUUAUUUUCUCUAGUUAAGUCGUGUGGUCUUGGACAGUUUUCCAGUUUAACUGUCAACUCGCAUAUGCAAGAGCAUCAAGUUUCACAUUUUUAUUUCUUCCUCAUCUGUAAAGAAUAUGUUAUUAGUGAAAAUGUCAGAUACUGAAUUUAAAAAUCAUACUUAAAUAUGUUAAUAACAGUGGCAAUGGGUGAAGUAAACUUUCCCAGGCUGAAAUAAACCAUCUCCUAAAACUCAAAA